CCGGGGUUGGCCACGUGUGUGCGCGCGCGAGCUAGCCCUUCUAUUCACGUGACCCCUGACUCCGGGCGUUCUACCCUACGACUUUCCUACCUCGCGCUCCCAGAAUCCGGCAUUAUGGCGGCCGCCGUGCCCCGCACUGCUUCUCUUUCCCCGCUGCUUCCUGUUCUCUUGGGCCUCCUGCUCCUCUCUGCUCCACAUGGCAGCAGCGGCUUGCACACCAAGGGCGCCCUUCCCCUGGAUACAGUCACUUUCUACAAGGUCAUUCCCAAAAGCAAGUUCGUCUUGGUGAAGUUCGACACCCAGUACCCCUACGGUGAGAAGCAGGAUGAGUUCAAGCGUCUGGCUGAAAACUCGGCCUCCAGCGAUGAUCUCUUGGUGGCAGAGGUGGGGAUCUCAGAUUAUGGUGACAAACUGAACAUGGAGCUGAGUGAGAAAUACAAGCUGGACAAAGAAAACUACCCAAUCUUUUACCUCUUCCGGGAUGGGGACUUUGAGAACCCGAUCCCAUAUAGUGGGACUGUUAAAGUUGGAGCCAUCCAGCGCUGGCUAAAGGGACAAGGGGUGUACCUAGGUAUGCCUGGUUGCCUGCCUACAUAUGAUGCCCUGGCUGGGGAGUUCAUCAGGGCCUCUGGCGUGGAGGCCCGCCAGGCCCUCUUGAAGCGGGGGCAGGACAAUCUCUUGAGUGUGAAGAAGAUGGAGAAGAAGUGGGCUGAGCAAUACCUGAAGAUCAUGGGGAAGAUCUUAGACCAAGGUGAGGAUUUCCCAGCAUCAGAAAUGACCCGGAUCACCAAGCUGAUCGAGAAGAAUAAGAUGAGCGAAGGGAAGAAGGAGGAGCUCCAGAAGAGCUUAAACAUCCUGACUGCCUUCCAGAAGAAGGGAGCCGAGAAGGAGGAGCUGUAAAAAGACAUUCUGAGGUUUUACAGGGUUUGGGGGAGUGGGGAGGGAAGAGUUAUCUGCUGGCCAUGAGAUCCUGUGAGAUAUAGGGAGAAGGUGGAAAAAGUGGUACUAAAUGAGAAAUCUGAGCCCUGAGUAUGCCUGGAGAUUGAUGCUGAUAUGACCAUGCUUAAAACAUCUUUAUAGCUGGUCCAAGCUGAAGCACUUACUCAGAUGGCCAGUGAAAUGCCCCCUUAGAAGGAACAGGUGCUAUAAAGAGGAGUGUACUGCCCAGGUCCUUGAAAGGUGUAAUUCUGAUCAAUUAAAGUUUUGGUGUUUUGGUUAAGUGGA
This is a messenger RNA of Galeopterus variegatus (Sunda flying lemur), 1224 nucleotides long. RefSeq names its product endoplasmic reticulum protein 29 (gene ERP29). NCBI's taxonomy places the organism in Eukaryota, Metazoa, Chordata, Mammalia, Dermoptera, Cynocephalidae. Bases 115 to 900 code for a protein of 261 amino acids. The record is from RefSeq and is a predicted model, not a curated record. The transcript is spliced from 4 exons. Gene Ontology annotation, cellular component: endoplasmic reticulum lumen; endoplasmic reticulum. Gene Ontology annotation, biological process: protein secretion.